This is a messenger RNA of Salvia splendens (bonfire salvia), 2899 nucleotides long. RefSeq lists its product as uncharacterized. The transcript has 8 exons. The record is from RefSeq and is a predicted model, not a curated record. The coding region runs from base 278 to 2659 and encodes 793 amino acids. NCBI's taxonomy places the organism in Eukaryota, Viridiplantae, Streptophyta, Magnoliopsida, Lamiales, Lamiaceae.
GGCGCCGCGGCCAUGUCCCAUCCCAUCCCCCUAAUUUUUCGCCGUUGCUAUUUAAUCGCAUAAAUUCCCCAUCUCUCAUUUCAACUUAUAUUCUUUGUCUCGUGCCACAUACUAUUACAUUUGCUGCCAAUAACUGGGAUCUUCUGCCGACAUUGUUUGAUUGUGUAAUUGCUGGUGGAAUAGCUGAGGAUGAUUAUUGGCUGUGAUUAUUAGAAGUGGUUCAGAAUAGCUACGUGGUUCAUUUGAGGAGGUAGGAGAUACCACACCAGGUUUUGAAAUGGCCGUUGCUGGUUUACGCAAUGUUCCGGAUUUUGCUCCUCGGUCCUUCCUUGUUGAGGCGCAGAAAAGAGACUCGGGCAGGUGGGAUGAUGACCGUUGUAGGCGUAGCACAAGGGCAUCCACUCUCUUGCAGAUGUGGCGGGAGAUUGAAGGUGAACACGUAUUGAGUGAAUCGUACAGGUCAAGGAAACAGAGCAAUGGUUCUGAUACGGAGUGCAGAAGCAUAUGCACGUCUGUUGGAGAUGGGAGUGAGAAUGGUGAUGCUUUUUCUCCAGUUUCUUUUGAGUCUGAAAGCCAAGCCUUUAGUGGUUCAGACACCGAGCAUGAUGAUGAUAACAGUGUAAUAUCAGAGCAAUCUAGUGAGUUGGGAGAAGUUGAAAGGGAAAGGGUGAGGCAAGUUUUUCGAGGGUGGAUGAAUAGUUGUCAUAGGGGUGAUCCAUCUUAUGGAUCCAAUCGUAAAAACCAUGCACAGCGAUGCGUCAGUGAAAUAGAAUCUGAAAGGGUAAAAAUUCUCUGGGAACUGGCAGAAAAUACUACUCAGCAGAUAAGUGUCUGUGACUGUGCAUCAUCUGGAGAGGGAGCGGCUGAAAUUGGGUCUCAAACUGUGCAGGUGGGUAGUGGAUUGGUAGUUAAUCAUCCAGAGAUUGGUGCACGAAGGCCCCUUCGCAGGUUAUGUGGGAGACAGACUCUUCAUGACCUUCUCUUGAAGGCUCAAAGCGAAAGAAAAAAAGAACUUCUAAGCCUGUUAGAGCGGAAACCUGUGUCUGAUUUUGCUCACUGUAAUCGCAUUCAGGCACAUCUCAAAGGUAGGUUCCUAAGAAAUGGAGGAUUGGUGAUGGAUGAAAGGCCAUCUUCAGUGGCUGCCACCGAACUGGGUUUUCUUAGACAAAGACAAACAGUUUCCGACCUUAGGGAAGGAUUCCUCUCCAGGUUGGACAAUACUGGUUCUGCUGUAGUAAAUAAUACUGGGUCUGUUUUGUGUUCUAGCGAUGGAAAUAAGGGUGAAGCUGUGUCUACUUGCAUUGAAGGGGUAGUUACUGGAAAUCAGAUUGCUGCAGACUUGGAAGGUACCACCGUAGAUGGGAACAGGAAUAUGCAUCAACUUGAAGUACAAAUUGAUGAAGCGGAUGGACCUGUUUUGGCUAAUGAAAGAAGUCAAGAUGAUGUGUCAGUCUGUGCUAAAAGGGCUAGUAGUGUAAAGGAGUCGGUUUUUGCAACUGAAGCAAGACAGCAUGGAGCAUGUAGUCAUAUUGAAGAUGAAGAUAUAAACAUAACAUGUAGUAAUGAGUCUGUGUUAGAAUCUGCAGACUUGAAUUGCAGUGGGUCCUCUUAUGAUUCCAUACAUGUUGAAACUUCUGUUCCUGUAGUAGAUGAUAGUACCACUGGAUUUGAAGGAAACACAAAUGAGAGAUUUGAAUCAUAUGAUGUUUCGGAUGAAGAAUCACAAAGUAUUGGGCAAAAUGUAAAUCAUGUUGCAUUUACUGAAAGAGACUCUGAUCAAUCAUUUCCUGGACCAUCUGGUGACAAUGUUGAAGAGCAAGAUCAGAUGCAAGAAUCUAAUGACUGGCCGAGCCAUGAUUUUCAGGUGGCUAUUGAUAGUAGGCUAAACACGCCUUAUAGUGAGGCAGGAGAAUCUGUUAGAGGAGUUGACACAACUUAUUUCCCUGAUGAUGAUAAUGCUAAUAGUAUGGAACUACGGGAGCUUUUCAGCUGGAGACGUGUAUCUAGUCUUCUCCGUAGCAGUUUCCGUGAGAGCCUGAAUCAGGUGUUACAGUCUCAUGUAGAAAGGCUGGAGAAUGCAUCCUUUUCUCAAUCUGAGGAAGACCCUGAACAGCUAGAUCAUGAGCAAUCUCUGGCUCCAUCUGAAAGUGCGGAGAGAAACCCAUUUAUGCAGUCUUCAACACUUUUUGAGGCGUCACAACAACUUUGGAAUGAUGAUUUGGAGGCUACAGAUUCGGCACGCCAUUACUUAAAUCAGCAGUUUGGAACAGAAUGGGAGGUCAUCAACGAGUUAAGAAUGGACAUGGCUAGGCUUCAGCAUGGGUUGAACAAUAUGCAAGGUAUGCUGGAAGCUUGCAUGGAUAUGCAAUUAGAGUUGCAGCGGUCGUUGCAUCAAGAGGUCUCUGCAGCUUUAAAUAGGCCAAUCUCUUCAGGAGAUGUAGCCAAGGACAACCAGGUUCGUGAUGAAUCUCAGUGGGAUCAUGUCAAGAGAGGAAUUUGCUGCCUAUGUCAGCACAGUAAAAUUGAUUCCUUGCUCUACAGAUGUGGGCACAUGUGCACCUGUACAAAUUGUGCAGAACAUCUGGUCCAGUCUCAGGGAAAGUGUCCUAUGUGUUGUGCCCCGGCAGUAGAGGCUGUCCGCGCCUACUUUGCCCGGUAACGAAAAGGACUCAAUAUGCAUGUAUAGACUGCUAAGGAUUUGAAUUGCGCAAAUCCUUCCCGCAUUAGGUGAUUUUGAAGAAUUACAAGGUCGGGUCAGGUUGGGUCGGGUCAUCCAUGAGGCGGUGCAGCUGGUUGUUCCAGCUUCCUUCAGUUGAGGCUCCAAAUACAUUUCCUCCUAUGCAUAUACAUUUGUAAAUUAUUAUAUGAAAGCAGUUUAAUCAUUAUUUAUCGAUGAUGA